Messenger RNA from Perkinsus marinus ATCC 50983, 666 nucleotides. RefSeq lists its product as hypothetical. Gene Ontology annotation, biological process: nucleobase-containing compound metabolic process. The record is from RefSeq and is a predicted model, not a curated record. The transcript has a single exon. Bases 1 to 666 code for a protein of 221 amino acids. Lineage: Eukaryota; Perkinsozoa; Perkinsida; Perkinsidae. Gene Ontology annotation, molecular function: 3'-5' exonuclease activity; nucleic acid binding.
AUGGCCGUAGACUUCGAGGGCCUCAACUUGUCGAGGGACGGAGCGAUGAGUUUAGCUCAGUUGUGUCUGUCGUCGGACCCAAGGAGUGUUUAUGUAGUGGAUAUUACUAGGCUGGGCUUCCACGCCUUCCAUGCUACUACUCAUACUGGCACAUCACUGAAGUCUAUUAUGGAAGACUCUCGAAUAGAGAAGGUCUUCUAUGACCCUCGCAAUGACGUUGAUGCUCUCUACUACCAAUUCAAUGUGGCCCCUCAGAAUGUUUUCGAUCUCCAGUUGGCUGAGGUAGCCCUACGACGAGCACGAGGGCUCACUGUACGCUAUGUCAUUGGCCUCUUCAAAUGCCUCAUUGCUCAGCCUGAACUUUUCACUCAGCCGGCUAUGAAGGAUUUUGCUCGGAGGAUCAACGAUGCUGGAAAGGCCCUUUAUGAACCUACGCAUGGUGGUAGCUUUAAGGUGUUCACUCAACGACCACUGCAUACCAGCAUUAUCGUAUAUGCAUCUCAUGAUGUUCGCUAUCUACUACCUUUGAAAGACUUGUUUACUAAACGACUGCGUGAGGCCGGUGGUGACCUCUACGACAGAGUAUGUAAGGUUAGUACUGAGAGAGCUCAGUGGUAUAAGAAUGUCGAGUACGUUAAGCCCACUUCAGAAGCGCCGGAAAUAUAG